Molecule: messenger RNA, 1071 nt
Organism: Sclerotinia sclerotiorum 1980 UF-70
Lineage: Eukaryota; Fungi; Ascomycota; Leotiomycetes; Helotiales; Sclerotiniaceae
Exons: 2
Coding region: 1-1071 (356 amino acids)
Source: RefSeq, a predicted model, not a curated record
AUGUCAGACUUUAUUUCUCCUCCGCAAGACGCAGUAAUUGCAAGUUCUUCAUCUCAACCGCGCCAUGGAGAAAAUCGCAUUGAUACCGUUUUGCAAGCUAUAAAAGGUUGGCCAACGGCGAAUGGAGAUGGAAAAGAGAAUUGUCCUAUUUGUUUUGAUACCAACAUCUUCCGAGAACCUAGUCACAUCACAGGAACAAAUAUGCAAGAUAUGAAUUCCAUCCAGACAGUUUUAUCGCGUUCGACAUCCUCAGGUAGUAGGAGAAGUAUGAAUGAAUUUGAACUACAAAGAUGGCAAACCAGAAUGGGAGGGGUGGGUAAUGUCGAUCCGAGAAAUCUUCCAGGGCCUAGAUCACAUCAGGGAGCUAUUCGAGUUCGUCUUCCCCCUGUUGUUGCUACUACUACGCAUGGUCAUCCCGCUACUCCUACUUCUGUGGAACUUACACCCGUCUAUACCCGUCGCACAUAUGAAAAUGCCAAUAUCUCCAGCUAUGAAAUGAGAAAUCAAGCAAACAGCCAUCCCCAACCUACAGACCGAUCUCGCGAAGCCAUUAAUCCUCGAUGGCGCAACUGGGACUUCCUAACCCAUAAUCGGCGUACCACAGACCCAAUCACGAUGGGAACGCGAAACACAUACUCAGUAGCAGACGUAGUAAGCGUAGCUAUGAACAUAGGAACCGUAGCCAGAAUACCCCGAAACGAAAGAACAACCCCAACAACAGGAGAAAAUAACACUAACAUCCCCGUCAACGUUAACGUUAGAAGAGAAUCAAGUAAUAACUACUCAAUCGUUAAUGCAAUGGGUCAGGCACUGGGAGUGGGCACUGUAGUUGCAAUGCCCAGAGCCGAAUGGAGAAAUCCGAAUUCGAAUCAGAGAAGACGAAUAGAUCAUAAUGAGUUGAGUGAUUCUAUGAGCAAUAUCAAUAUCAACCUCGAUAUUGAUAAUCGAGAACCCCCCGAGGUUAUCAGGGAAACUAGACGCAGGGAAAAUAAUUCGAGCGCUGCGAAUAGUGGUAAUUUGUCCGAAAUGCCGGGAUUGGCUAGUAGUAUGUGGGCUCGUACUUGGGGUUGA